Jaminaea rosea is the source of this 1253-nucleotide messenger RNA. RefSeq names its product mitochondrial carrier. The record is from RefSeq and is a predicted model, not a curated record. Bases 151 to 1185 code for a protein of 344 amino acids. NCBI's taxonomy places the organism in Eukaryota, Fungi, Basidiomycota, Exobasidiomycetes, Microstromatales. Gene Ontology annotation, biological process: transmembrane transport. The transcript is spliced from 3 exons.
CAACUUCCUCCUCCUCAUCAUUCGAUAUCGAUCCGAUUCCCUUGCUGCGAAGUCACCUCGCCCUGAUCGAUAUCGACCUUCUCCUCCUCCUCCUCCUCCCCACCAUCGUAUUCGCCGGUCGCAUUCGCACACGGGCGGUAUAGAGCAAGCAUGGAUCAACCUCUUACCCCAUUCGGCGAUGCCGUUGCUGGCGCUCUAGGAGCAGCCACGGCGGCCAUCAUCACCUACCCCUUGGACAUGAGCAAAACCCGCAUUCAAGCUGGACUGCUCGAAAAGGAGGUGACCGUCAGAGGGCAGGACGGUAAACCGCGAAAGGUCAAGAUUUCACCGAACAUCUUCAAGGGGGUGUUGGAGGUCGUAAAACGGGAUGGGAUUCCAGCCCUUUACUCGGGCGUGGUGGCCAGCACGAUGAACACGUUGAGCCUUCAAUUCUCCUACUUCUUCUUCUACUCGUCCAUCCGCACCUUCUGGCUCGAGCGACUAACAAAGAAGACUCCGCCCGGCGUCCGCGUCGUCAUUGGAACCGCUUCGGAGCUGAUCAUUGGGGCCCUUGCAGCCGCCGUCGCGCAAGUAUUCACCAUCCCCGUGAGCGUCAUAGCCACCCGGCAGCAGUUGCGUCCCCGCAAGACACGGGAGGUGGAGAAGGCAGCACAGGCCUCUGCGGCUGUUGGUGCUCCGGGUCAGGCGCCGGUGAAGAGGGGUGGGGUCAAGGAGGAGGAGGACGACGAGGACUACUCCUUUUUGGGAGUGGGGAAAAAGAUCAUCAAGCAAGACGGACCCACAGGUCUCUGGCGCGGUCUUAAGCCUUCCCUUCUCCUCGUCGUAAACCCCUCCCUCACCUACGGGGUAUUCGAACGUAUCAAAUCCCUCAUCCUCACUGCGACCCCUGAUGGGAAAAUGACCCCCUGGCAAUCCUUCUUCGUCGGAGCCCUCUCCAAGUCCUUGGCUACAAUCGUCACAUUCCCUUACAUCCUCGCCAAGUUGAUCUUGCAGAGCGAGCGACCACCGGAAAAGGGGGCGAUUGGUCUUUUGGCGAGGAUAGCGAGGGAGAAAGGGAUCAAAGGAUGGUAUCAGGGGAUGGAGGCGCAGUUGAUUAAGGCAGUGAUUACGCAGGCCUUCUUAUUUACUGCGAGGGAUUAUUUCACUGAUACGGCCAAGUUGAUGAUGAAUAAGAGGAAGGCGUGAGGUCGCGAGGGGGCGCGAUGUGGGGGGGAGGCGCCUUCCUUGAGGUCAUGUGAAUGAUGAUGCGCUUC